GGAAGUGUAUAGAGAAAUGAUCGAAGAGCUUGAUAAAAUAUUAAUUAGAUUCGUAUCAUAUUUGAACCAGUUGUAAGCUUCGAAGAGUCGAGGAAGAAGGACAAGUACUAAUUAGUCUCUCUCGACUCUCUGAAACUGUACGAGCUUACGUAUGUAUUCGUGAUGUGACAUAGUGUUCGUAAAUGGCGUAAUAUGUAUGAUCACAGUUGGAAUCUCAGUUCACGUGGUUACCGGACAAAUACGAUUCAAGCGAACACAAAGAACGGUGUCGCUGAGUUUUAAGUUUUCAACGAUCGUACAACAGUAAUAUCGAAACGUGGACAGCGUAAGAGAUUGCUUAACCUCUGAUAUCAAGACUCGUCUAGAAAAAUGAACACACAGAAAAGAAAGAAAGACUAUUAUCAAAAAAAUGGAAAUAACCUAAAAAAACAUAAACAGUUCUCUUUGGAAAUAGGUAUGACAGGUUUCUUAUGCACAUGUAAUUUUCGUGAGAAAGAUUGUGUACGCGAUGCUUAUAAAUUACUAUCCGAAUUUGCCGAUGAGAUUUAUGGAUCGCAUACUGUGCAGGACUCUGAUAACGACAAUACCAAAGUGUCCACGACGGAACAAGACGAUUCUGUUAAUUCUAAGACGGAACAAGACGACGAAAAGGAUGACAUAUCGACCGCUUUGAAUAAAGAAAUUAAUGAAUUGAGAGCGGAAUAUAAGAAGCCGAUAGCUGCCAGAAGAUUUCAGGCAGUUGACACUGGCGUGAAGAAUGUAAUUUUUAUAAAAAGUACAUUGCCCGAUCCUUUGGAGUUAGUCACUAAAAUUGUUACAGAAUUGGACAAAACUAAACAGCAACGUACAAGAUACUUAUUGAGAUUACUUCCGAUUGAAGUUGUAUGCAAAGCGUACAUGGACGACAUCAAACUGAAAGCAGAUGUAGUGCUUGAAAAGUAUUUUGCGCAAGAACCGAAAACCUUCAGUAUCGUGUUUAAUCGUCACUGCAACAACAACAUACACAGAGACGAAGUCAUCGAAGACUUGGCAGAGAUAAUAAACAAGAAGAAUCCUGGAAAUAAAGCAGAUUUGAAGAAUCCAGAACUUGCGGUGAUAGUGGAAGUAAUACGCGGCAUCUGUCUUAUAUCUAUUGCUCCAAAUUAUUAUAAAUUCAAAAAGUACAAUUUGCUCGAAAUAUGCAACAUUAAAGAACCUACAAACAGCACGAAGAAAACAAACUCUGAGAAAGAUAAAGAUUCAAAAGGUGAUGAGAAAGAUUCAGAAGAGAAUGCAAAUUUGCCAGAAGAUACAACUGAUAACAAAGAAACCAGCAAUUAACAUAUACUAUUAAUAUUACCAAUGCUUAUUUGAUACUUUUUUCACUGACUCAGGUUAUGUUAGACAACAAGAUUAUUAUUUAAUUUUCUUAUUUUUUACGACAACAGUAAUUUA
This is a messenger RNA of Colletes gigas, 1434 nucleotides long. RefSeq names its product THUMP domain-containing protein 1 homolog. The record is from RefSeq and is a predicted model, not a curated record. The transcript is spliced from 7 exons. Gene Ontology annotation, molecular function: RNA binding. The coding region runs from base 370 to 1320 and encodes 316 amino acids. NCBI's taxonomy places the organism in Eukaryota, Metazoa, Arthropoda, Insecta, Hymenoptera, Colletidae. Gene Ontology annotation, biological process: tRNA modification.